Messenger RNA from Spizellomyces punctatus DAOM BR117, 2084 nucleotides. RefSeq lists its product as uncharacterized. The transcript is spliced from 9 exons. The coding region runs from base 66 to 1988 and encodes 640 amino acids. Lineage: Eukaryota; Fungi; Chytridiomycota; Chytridiomycetes; Spizellomycetales; Spizellomycetaceae. The record is from RefSeq and is a predicted model, not a curated record.
GAGUAACUCAAAGCUUUCAACACAGUUGCUUGAGCUUGCGUUAAUUGUGCAAAAGGCAGAGGAAUAUGCCAGCAUUUUUGUCAUUUGGCAAAUAUGCAGCUUGGCAAAAGUCGCUUUACAUCAAGCUCCUUUGCCUUUUCGCUUUCGUCGAAAUCAGAUGCCUUGUUCACGCAGCUAUCGUCGAGCUCAGUCAUCCAGCGUCCAAUACAACUCCCUCCGGCUUGAUAGAUCCUAGUUUUGUUGGAUUUUCAGUAGAAUGGACCCAUGUAGACGACGCACUGGGACCGGGUCCCGGAGCGAACACUGGAGUAGAUUACAGUUCCAAUCCCAUCGUAGUCAAUCUCUUUCGGCACUUGGCUGAGGCAGUUGCGGGCUAUCCGCCGACUCUUAGAAUUGGUGGAAAUAGCGCAACCCGAUUAUGGUGGCAAGGUUCUAUUCUACCGCGUUUGAGCCAAAGUACCUGGAGUGUAAACGCAAUGGAGCUCAAGAUCAUUCAAGAAUUUGCGUCAUCUACAGGGAGCAGAAUGGUCUUAACCGUUCCGAUGUUGAGUCCGGAUCCGGCGUAUGCCGUGGAGUUUCUGGUUAAAGGCGUCAUACCAAACUUAUCCAAAGACCACAUCCUUGCUAUCGAGAUUGGGAAUGAGCCAGACCACUAUGAAAAAAACGGCCGACGUCCACCCGGCUACUCCUUUAAUGACUUCACGAAAGAGUUCACCGUGGCCUACAAUGCGAUUGUUGCCGCCAUUGGCCCUGGAUUUGAUUAUCAAGGCCCUUCCUAUGCUUACCCGUGGACUUCCGAUUAUAUGAUACCAUUUAUUCAAGGACAGCGUGGAACAAAAUACAUUUCAUUUCACAAAUAUGGGCAACGCGGUUGUUCGACUGCCACCAACCCUGACGCAGUAACUCCAUUGACUUUACUAGCAGACCCAGCCCCGGAAGAGUAUGUGUGGAUAGACAGCCUCGUCCAAGUGGCCCAAGCCGGAAAUCAAGAUGUUGUCUGGGGAGAAGGCGGUUCCUCAUCGUGUAAUGGUACCGCUGGAGUAUCGGACACGUUUGCAUCGGCGAUAUGGACAGUGGACACGUUGUUGGAGAUGGCAUAUCGGAACGUCAAGUACACCUCUUUGUCCGGUGCCGCUCAGACAUACUAUGCUCCUUACUCGCUCGAUCCUGUAACUGGGCGCAUGAGCCCAAGGCCAACGUACUACGGAAUGCUAAUGGUCAACAGAAUCCUUCGCGGAGCAGGCAGUACUCUUUUCCGAGCGUCCCUUGACGGUGGAUGGGCGCUCACCGGCAAUUCCAUCAAAACUUGGGGCGUGAACAACACCGCAACUGGAGAGAUGACGUUGGUGGUCAUACACAAAAGCCCCGCCGCCAAUGCCACAUCUUUCACAGUCCAGUAUCCCUACGCCUUCUCUGCGUUAUCGAAUUGCACGUCAUCACAGCAACCGAAAGGAUAUAUCACACGUCUAGAAGCACCUGCUCUCAACGCAAAAACAGGCGUCACGAUCAAUAAGCAGACAUGGGAUAAUUCACUGGAUGGGCAUCCCAUAGGGGCAUAUACAGAGGAGAUUGUUGAAGCGCAGGGUCAAAUGUUUACCUUUACUGUGCAGCAGUACUCGAUAGUGGCAUUGCGUAUUGGAUGUACACCUGGUCUUCCGGCAAGGUCUUAUACUCCGCCUCCGGUCGAGCCUGUCAAUCCAGGAUUCACUCCAGUGUGGGGUACUCCAAACCCAACCCCGUCCGCAGACCCUGACGCGCCGUUGAAGACUGAACAGAGGACGCUAGGUAAAUAUGUGGGAAUCGGGGUUGGUGCCGCUGUGCUUGGGUUAGCCUGUGCUCUGGCAUUGACCGCAUUGGUGCGCAAACGACGAAUGAAAAACGAUGGGGCAAUCCCGACACCAAGGACGUCAAAUGCCGCGGCACGCCAUCCUCACCCGUUUGCUAAACGAAACCCGUAUUUAUACGCCUACGCCGGAGAAGUUGUAUAAAGUGUGUUAAAGCUGUCAUAUCAUAAUGCAAUUUUAGUAUAUAGUCCACUGUGUAACUAGUUCGAUGAAUAAGACGUACGUGCAUAUUAGCGACCC